CCUCAUUCGUAUAAACCGGAAGGCUUCCCUUACACUGACAGCGAAUGGGCAGGUGCAUAUAUCGGCUCCAGAAUGAUACGGGUACCCUUUACGACCCGGGGCUGGCAGAGGCCAUCAGCUCGCUGCUUCGCCUUCAACUCAUCCAGACCAGCGCUGUGGAGCUCACGUUAUGCUGCUGUUUCUACAGGCGCGCGAUCCAACUCUACGGCUGUUGGGUCUGUGAAUGAUAUCCUUGAACAAGGCCAUAUUCCGAUCUCUGAAAACGAAGGGCUUUUAUAUAUCAAUAAUAUUGCCCCGCUGAGGCUUCAAUGGCUUUACAGGCUUUUAUGGGCUGGCGAGCCUCAGGCUAUUGACAAUGUCCUGAAACGCGUCGACAAGCCGUCGUAUGCCGCAGCGGACAACUGGUCAGUCGUACGGCGCGCCCUACCGUCUGAUUUACACGUCACGGUCAAACAAGUCCUGCCUCGUCUAAACGAAGGCGGGUUGUUCGUGAAGUACUCACUACCCGCCGGCAAAACCAGACAAGAUAUAGCUACUGCCGUCGAGGCUCAUCUACAGAAACACCCUAUCCGCCCCUGGUUCAAUCCCCUAGACCGUGUCGGUAUCGGCCAUGUAUUGGGGAAACCGUGGAUUGAGGAUAUGUACCGGCUUCCAAGUUCAAGAAUCAAAAUCGAGUUUCUUGCCCCUAACAACAAUGCGUCUGACUCGACACCAACUGAAUUAACUCAAGAAGCUUUGUAUUCGAUUUUCCGUCGAUAUGGGAAAAUCAAGGAUAUAGAGCGGCAGCCGUCAGAUUCAAAGGUUUUGCCCAAAUAUGCCAUGUUGGAUUUUGCGAGAGUGAAAUAUGCUAUUCUUGCGAGGAACUGUAUUCAUGGGACAACGAUUCCUCAGGCCGGCGAAAAUGGCGGCAAAGGUGUGACUUUGUUAAAGAUUACAUACGAACGAAAGAUCAGGGCACACUACAUAAAAGACUGGAUUUUUGGUCACCCACGUAUCGUGAUUCCGGCCAUCGCAGCAUUGAUUGCUGGCAUCACCGUACUUGUUUUUGACCCCAUUCGCACCUUUUUCAUCAAAAUGAAGGUGAAGUAUUCACUGAAUGCGGACGACAAGGCUUUGUGGACGUGGAUUCGAGCGGAAGUCCGCAAGGCUAAUAUACUCUCCUUUGGAAGCCGCAAGAAGGAAAGAAAUAUUUUAAGAGCUAUUUGGGAUGAUAGGAAGGAGGACAUUGCCCAGCUGCAAUCUUGGCUUGGCGAGAAUGGGAACACAUUUAUAGUCGUGCAAGGACCUCAUGGUUCAGGGAAAAGGGAGAUUGUCGUGGAUCAGGCUUUGAAAGACCGGAGGCAUAAGCUUCUCAUCGACUGUAAGCAGAUCCAUGAUGCGAGGGGGGAUACUCAGACCAUUUCUGUUGCUGCACAGCAGGUCGGCUAUCGCCCCGUCUUUUCCUGGAUGAAUAGCAUCAGCAGUUUCAUAGAUUUGGCCGCUCAAGCUGUCAUCGGUACCAAGGCUGGGUUUUCUGAGACACUCGACUCUCAACUGAGCAAGAUAUGGAAUAAUACUGCCAGUGCUCUCAGGCAGAUUGCGCUCGAGAACAAGAAGAACGACGACAGGGAUAAUGGGCUGUCGGAGGAGGAGUAUUUAGAGGCACACCCAGAACGACGACCUGUCGUUGUUAUUGAUAAUUUCUUACACGGAGUUCACGAAGGAAGUAUAGUCUACGAUAAGAUCGCGGAAUGGGCUGCUGCAUUAGUUACGAGUAACAUUGCACAUGUCAUUUUCCUCACGCCCGAUGUCUCAUAUUCCAAAUCCCUGAGCAAGGCGCUGCCUACCCAGGUCCUUAGGUCGAUUUCUCUGGGCGACUGCUCUCUCGAUGUCGGUAGGAAUUUUGUACUGCGUUAUCUGCGAGAUAGCGAGGGCGAGGAGGAGAAGUUGGACGAGAAAACUAAACCAACUGCGCCACCAGGAUUGGAAGAUCUCGACGAAUGCAUUAACAUCGUUGGUGGCCGUUUGACGGACUUGGAGUUUAUGGCGCAUAGAAUCAAGGCCGGCGAAAGCCCUAAAAAAGCGGUCGAGCACAUAAUUGAACAGGCCGCCACAGAGAUCUUGAAGAUGUAUGUUUUCGACGUAGAUGGCCCCAAAGACCGCCGUUGGACCCGCGAACAAGCGUGGUACAUGAUCAAGCAAAUAGCCGAGAACAAAGACGGGGCCACCUCGUACAGCCGCAUCUUGCUUUCUGACCUGUUCAAGGUGAACGGCGAGGCUAUCAUCUCCGCACUCGAGCAGGCGGACCUCAUCACGGUCAAAUCCUCCAACGGCCGCCCAUCAGUAAUCAAACCAGGUCGUCCAGUAUAUCACGCCGCAUUCAAACAUCUCACUGAAGACCAAGUACUGCGCAGUCGUCUUGACCUUGAGAUUCUGAAGUUGCUCAUUGAUACCGAGAAUAAGAAUGUUAGUAAGUAUGAAGAUGAGCUUCAGUUGCUUGGAAACUUGAAGAAGUAUCCUGUGGAGCUAUACGCGAGGAUACAAUGGGUCUCGCAGAAGUUGCAGAAGGCACAGGCCAGCUUGGAGAAAUACGAGAAGCAGAGUGUAUCUUUGACAGAGGUGUUGCGGACGAAUUGAGCAUACCAAAGGCUGUAGUAUAGGAAUAGAUAUAAUUCUCAGCUCUAGUAGUAGUUCUAUACUUAUUAUAGGCUCUAUAUGAAAAAAUAAACAUAUGAUAAAUACAUUCCGAUUAA
Messenger RNA from Talaromyces proteolyticus, 2732 nucleotides. Its product is annotated as putative RNA12 protein. Gene Ontology annotation, cellular component: mitochondrial inner membrane. The transcript has 3 exons. The coding region runs from base 73 to 2616 and encodes 847 amino acids. The record is from RefSeq and is a predicted model, not a curated record. Gene Ontology annotation, molecular function: RNA binding. NCBI's taxonomy places the organism in Eukaryota, Fungi, Ascomycota, Eurotiomycetes, Eurotiales, Trichocomaceae.